CGCGACUGUGAAAACGGGCUGUCCCGAGGUACCGAGGGAAGUCCAAGGGAAAUAUGUCGGACUAUCUGAGGUCCGCGCUCGGUUACCUGAACGGCGGCACCGCCGGCAACGAGUACGUCGGCCAGAUUUUGGAGAUCAACAAUGUGAGGCUGAGGGUAACACGACUGAUCGCUGAGGGUGGAUGGGCAUUGGUGUUUGCGGUAGAAGAUGUUGCGACGGGAAAAGAAUACGCGCUUAAGAGGCUUAUUGCCGUCGACGAGGAGGCGAACAAAGCUAUCAUACAGGAAAUAGAAACGCUGAAAAGACUGUCUGGUCACCCGAAUGUUAUCCAGUAUUUGUACGCGCAACGGCUGGAGCGAGAAAAUCACAAGGGUUACGAGUACCUGGUCGUCACCGAGCUAUGUCCAGGUGGUACCGUGGCCGAUAUACUCAGGAGCGUGUCCGCGAACACACUGACUCUUGCCCAGGUGUGCAAGAUUGCCUAUCAAGCGACCAGAGCGGUGCAUCAUAUGCACAGUCAGCAGCCGGAACCGUUCGUACAUCGGGAUAUUAAGUUAGAAAACUUCUUGCUCGGGAGGGACGGCCUUGUAAAACUCUGUGACUUCGGUAGCGCCUCGACCCAGCAGAUACUACCGAACCCGUCAUGGAAUGCUCAAAAACGCGCCACCCUGGAGGACCAGAUGGCCAAGUACACGACCCCUAUGUACCGCGCCCCAGAAAUGAUGGACACGUGGAACAAUGAACCAAUUGGGCCUCCGGUGGAUUGUUGGGCUCUAGGAUGUAUACUGUACUCUUUAAUCACACUGCGACAUCCUUUUCCAGAAGGUAACAAGUUAGCAAUUGUGAACGGCAAGUAUUCACCGUUACCGCCCAAUCCGCGAUACGCAUGUCUGCAUGAUUUGGUGAAAGGGUGCUUGCAAGUGUCGCCCAUCCAAAGGCUGACAACAGCGACGCUGUUAGAACGCUUGGCGGCGAUCGCCGAGUCGAACAACUUUGAUCCGAGAGAACCGUCGCGAAUUGAAGUCGCAGUUAAACCGUCACCACCACCACCACGUCCAACACCACCGCAGCCGACGAGUACACCAGCUCCACCGCCCCGUCCUAAUCCUCCAGUGGCGAUGCCACCUCCGCGACCGGUGCCCGUGCAGACGGCGGCGGUAUCCAAACUACCGCCGGCUCAAGGAACAGGCCUAUUCAACUCAAUCAAGGGCGGUGCCGGCAACAUUCUACGUAAUCUCAAGGAUACCUCCAGCAAAGUGAUGCACACCGUUCAGCAGAGUAUGGCCAGGACCGAGCUGGACGCGAGUUACCUCACGUCACGCAUACUCAUCAUGCCUUACCCAGCUGAUGGGAUCGAAUCCGCCUACCGAGCCAAUCAUGUGGAAGAUGUAAGAGCCUUCUUGCAAGCCAGACACCCGCCGCCGGCCAAGAUACAGCUGUACAACCUGUCGCGUGGUCGGCCAAACGUCUCGCGGCUUCCCGGCAAACACGUCGACUGCUCGUUCGCUUACGCCACUUCUGAAUCGAACGCCCCAAUGCUGUUCGCCUUGUACCAGAUCUGCCAAGAUAUCUAUCAGUAUCUGAACGCCGACUUCAAUCACGUGGUGGUGUUGUACUGCACCGAUGGAUACCGUGCGAGCGCUACGGUGGCGUGCACCUUGUUGAUUCAUUGCGGCGCCUUAGUCACCGCCGACGAGGCAAUUUCGCUCUUCACGACCAGACGUUGCCAGCCGCCACACUUGCAGCCGUCGGAGUUGCGUAGCAUCAACUAUAUGAGCCUAUUGAGUAACGGUACACGUCCGCACACCAAGCCGCUGAUCCUCCGCUCCAUCGUGAUACAGCCAGUGCCGCUGUUCACCAGGGCGAGGGACGGUUGCAGACCGUACAUCGAGAUUUACAGCAACGGCGCGUUAGUCUUCACGACGAAGAAGCCCAACUACGAAGAAAUGAAGCUGUUCGGAAUGAUGGAGGGCAAAGUCUGCCUGAUACUCAGUGACGCCGCUGUGCGCGGCGACGUCACUGUAGUGUUGUACCACGCCAGACAGCAGCUUGGUCGUGUGAUCGGCAUCAAGAUCGCUUCGCUGCACUUCCACACUGGCUACGUGCCCAUCACCGAGAGCGCCUUGACAUUCAAGAAGCGCGACUUGGACGAUGCGCCUGAUAUCGGCGGCAAAUUCUGCGUGGUGCUGAACGUCAUGAUAGGCGAAGAGAACUCGAAGCUGUCGAGGAUACCGGCACCGUGGGAGGCGGAGACGUGCGUCAAGCCUAUGCCAGAUCCGUUAUUCGGCUCAACGCUGGAAAUGGAGGAGACCCUGGAGAACUUCAGAACCACUUCUCGCCCGGAAGAGAGCCAAUGCACGCCGUCAGUAUUGUCGAACGAGACCGAUGCAGGGUCGCAACAUGAGGUACUUCAACAGACGGAGAACCGGAUGGAAGAAGAAGAGGAAGAGGAAGAAGAAGAAGAAGAAGAAGAAGCAGCAGCAGCAACAGCGAAGAACGAGGAAAAUAGCUUUCAGGAGGCCGAUUUGCUGAAUCUUGGCAUGCCAGACAACAUUAGCAGUAAUACCUCAAAUACUCCCACCGCAGCCGCGGCUAAUCCAGGAUUAGAUAUAUUCUCUAGUUCUAGUCAGAACGAAAAUGAUCUCUUAAGCGGCUUCGGCCUGCCGACGACGCAGAUCGAGACCGCCAACUCGAUACCUUUAAUCAAUAAUAGCUCCCACGGGGACUUACUGUUCGGGCACGACAACUCCGCGAAGAGCAACGUCGCUAACAACAGCAACCUGAACAUGAACGACUUCUUGUUCGGCCAACGUCAAACGUCCAACGUUAAAGAGGUGAAUGAUUUCCUCUUCGACCCGUUAGGCGGUAACUCUGCGAACAACCUCAUCGGUGGGCUCUCCGCGCCGGGCUCCAAGCCGAACAACAUGAAGAGUCCGAAUUCCGAGGAGAACUUCCCGCGAAACGCCAGCGUGCCGAACUUUGCCGCGCAGAGCAAAGAUCCUUUCGCGAAUCUUGCGGGAUCGCUAGGGGCCGGUUUGACAUCCAGCUGGAACGGCACGCCGAAAAAUUCGAACACACCGCAAUCGGCGAGCCCGGCGCCCGCGAGCACGCCUAUCCACUCUAGCCCGAAUAUGCACAAAUCCAACAUCUCCACCACCACCACCACUGCUACCACUAACAACGAUGCGGCCAACAACGCGGACGUGUUCGGCAACAAGACGACGAAGGAGAAAUCGAGCGGCGACGCGUUCGAGGAUCUACUCGGCAGUCAAGGAUACAACUUUUUCAGCUCGCGCAAGGCUGAGAAAGAUAGUCCGAAGACAAUAAAUCAGAUGCGUAAAGUGGAGGCGGCCAAGACGAUGGAUCCUGACCGGCUCAAGAUCGCGGAAUGGACCGAGGGCAAGAAGGGUAAUCUGCGCGCUCUGCUGUGCUCGUUGCACACGGUUCUGUGGCCGGAGGCUGACCGGUGGCAGCGUUGCGAGAUGCAUCAAUUGGUCACGGCGGCGGAUGUGAAGAAAGCAUAUAGAAGAGCCUGUUUAGCUGUGCAUCCGGAUAAGCAAGCGGGCACGGCGAACGAGAAUAUAGCAAAGUUGAUCUUCAUGGAGCUGAACAACGCGUGGAGCACGUUCGAGAACGACGCGUCGCAGCAAAAUCUAUUUAGCUAAUUUUAAUCCCCGUUAUCUGUUAUCGAGAACCUGUCUCUGUAAUUAAUUUAGUUCCUAGCGGAAUGGGAGCUAAGAACAGGAGAACAGCGGAUCGUGGGAGGAGGGGGGAUCUCGUUAUCUGUGAGAGAUAACCGCGUAACUGCAUUCCGACUACAUUAUUUUAGCUAUUAGAGAAAGAACGGAGAAAGUAUAAUCGUCAUGAACGACGACAAGAUGAAAGCAGCGCUUCGUGGAAGCAUCCUCCUUAUUGUUUCAACGCCUUGUAAACCUAGUUAAAAGAAACAAAGAAAACGCCCCCCAAUUAUGACAGUAUGGCGUAACAUAUAUGUAUAUAACUCAAAUGUAAAUUAAAAAAAGAAGAUCCCAAAUAUACGAAGAUAUUUUCCGGUCGAAA
Messenger RNA from Harpegnathos saltator (Jerdon's jumping ant), 4059 nucleotides. RefSeq names its product cyclin-G-associated kinase (gene aux). Gene Ontology annotation, biological process: regulation of clathrin-dependent endocytosis; positive regulation of Notch signaling pathway; protein phosphorylation. Gene Ontology annotation, molecular function: protein serine/threonine kinase activity; ATP binding; AP-2 adaptor complex binding. Bases 54 to 3665 code for a protein of 1203 amino acids. The transcript has 7 exons. NCBI's taxonomy places the organism in Eukaryota, Metazoa, Arthropoda, Insecta, Hymenoptera, Formicidae. The record is from RefSeq and is a predicted model, not a curated record. Gene Ontology annotation, cellular component: cytoplasm.